CGAAGAGAAUCAGACACUCGCUCAGAUGUACCAGAAGAUCCAUUCGGAAAUGGAUGGUAUUCUGGGCAAGCUAAACAGAAAGUCGCAACCGACAUACGAAGAAUUAUCCACCUGGAAGAAGCUAUUUGUAUCUGCUUGUUAUCAUUCCCUGAUCGAAGCCAACAUCCGUUUCCUGGCAGUCAGCAUGAACUACUCUUAUUAUCCUAUCGGGAAAUCUGUGGCCUGUGAUUUCGGUUCAAGAGUUGCCCCCGUCGCCAAGGAUUGCCUUGAUUCCCGCAUCACCAAGGAAAUGAAGUCCCAACUGUCCAAGAUCAUGAGAGAAGGCAUGGACAAGGCACUUCCGCUAAUCAACUCCGAGUUCAACUACUGCAUGAGCAUCGUCCGCAGGGAAGCUCACAGCCGAACUGCUUUCUUUGGCAUUGCGCUCAAAGGUUACACCCCUCUUCCUGCCCUUCGACGAACAGAAGAAGAAGCGAGGGUAGUUGGGAAUGAAGGGGGGGGAAGAGUCGAGGGGAAGGACGGGAUAGCGGAGGUAAUCGGGGAGGUUGCCAAAAACUUGCUUCCUAAUGUAUCUGAACCAAGGGCCAGGCCCCCUGUCUGCAAGUUCCUCGAGUUGGAGAGAGAUGAUUGCUCCUUCAGCGAGCGUGGCGAAGAAAUCCUUGAAGUGCGCAGCAACCGGAUAAGCCAGGAAAGGUGCGGUUGGGUAGGCAUAUGGGUGUCGAAGUGGGUUGGGGUUGUGGAGCUGACGGUGGCUUCAGUGGAAGGAAGGCGGCGCUUUGCAGAGUUGCGUGCUUGCUUCCCGCUAUCAAUCAGCGAGAGAUCGUCGAGUCGAUCAAAUAUGGCGGAGCCAAAGCCAUGGCUUGACAUGCCAGGCCUCCGCCGUAUGAGCUGGAGGAAGAUGGGCGCCAUUGGCGGGGCUUUGGCCCUAGCGGGGGUUGUGCUCGGGGCCCUGCUUCUUCUCGGCCUGCCCGUGCUCCUCAUUGGCGGUUUGUUGCUUCUCCUUACGUCUCCUUGCACAUUCGCCGUAGGCUGCUGCAUCGCCCCGCUCUGGAUCCCUCUGCUUCUUUUCGUCGGUAUCCCGGCGCUGAUCUUCUUCGUCACCACGGGCGGCAUCAUGCUGCUCCUCACAGUGUUGGCAGGCUUGACGGGUGCGGCUGGGUGGUGGAUCUACCGUUACAACCGGGGUCCGAUGCCCCCGGGGGGCGAUGCGAUGCAGAGAGUUCUSGACCGUGUGAGAGGACGAUCCAGGGAAGUGACGGAGAGGAUCUCGAAGGUUGGACAGCAAGCGGCAUCUGCUGCAGCAUGAAGCCAUCGCCUUGUAAUCGGACAGAUUAAUAAGCGAUCGAAGAAGAAAAAAACACCAAUGUCCGGCGUCGUGAAUCGCUAAGCAGAAACCGUUCGUCUCACCGGUCAGGAUUGGUUGAUUGAAUGACUGAUUGAUUCGCCGAUUGAAGAACAGAUGCGCGAUUGGGUACCACCCCGCCGAGCCUCGCAGGUUGGUCGACUUGAGAUCUGUUGUUGGCUUCGACUCAGAUCGUUGUCGGUGAUGUGUGAGUGUGUACGACACAUAUGGCCUCGCAGGUUGGUUGACUGAUUGAUUUGUCGAUUGAAGAAGAGCAGAUGCGCGAUGGGGAACACCGCUGAGCCUCGCAGGUUGGUCGACUGAAGAUCUUUUGUUUGCUUCGACUCAGAUCGUUGUCGGUCAGGUAGCGAUGGGUGCACGGAAAAAAAAAAAACGAAAACGAUUGAAUUGAAAGCGUGUACGACACACGUGGCUGUGGGGAGAAGACGAUGUGAUCUUGAGGUGGGUUAUUGAAGAUACGUCUGUUGACAUCCACUCGGAUCUUUGUUGGUCGUGUACGGAUGGAUGGGUUUACGAUCGGCGAAACCCACCGAGGGUUUCCUGAGGACGUGCGAUAUGGCUGAGGGGACAACACGAUGGCAUCUGGAGUCGGGUCUUCUAGUGUACUAGCGAGGUGGUCUUCAGCCGGUCAAUGACCGAAGAUCAUGGAGACGAUGAUGGGAAUCGCGAGAGGUCCUUUCUCUCAAGAUUCUCAAGAUUCAUUACCGUUUCGUGCAUCAAGAACGGGGGUUAGUGGAUAUAGGUAUUCAGACGUAUAUUCCAGAAAUUAUACCUGCUGAUGAUUAAACGGACGGGAUCUCAGAAUGUUAAAUCAUUUGGAGGAGGAGAAAGCGAUGGUGAUGAUAAAAAGGUAUGUUUGAUGAAGAUGGUCGAAUAUACACUAGGAUUACACUAGUAGGAAUACUUGGUCGAUUAUGUACUACUCACACUAGGAUCUUGAAAGUUGAAAGACUCCCAGCCAUCUCUGGGUGGAACCGGGACGUUGGGACCUAAGGUCUAAGGUCCCAAGGGCCGUUGGCAAGUACCCCAGGGGGUGUGGGAUCUGAAGAGCGUUGUGUUUUGGGGAAGGGGGGAACCCGUGGAGGCGUCCCCAGUAAGGAGGCAAGACCACGCUCGUGCGCACUGCGGAGAGAGGUAGUCAACUGGGGUUGGGAUAGGGGGGUCUAACUUCAAGGGGGGAAUGAUGUUGGAGAGCCUCGAUGACUGACCUCCCUUUUCCUGGCCGUCCCAUGGAGCCCGAGCCCGGGGCCAUGCCUCACUUGUUGAGGUGUUAGUUCUGGUUUAAGUACGCAGGGCUCCCUGCCAUCCGAUCUGAUAAUUCCACGGCGACGAUGUGACCACGUUGAAAAAUACACGAAAUAUAACCUGAACCCCUGCUAGCGGGACAUGGCCCCUGCCGGUAUCUCUAUGGGAAGGUGGUGGUUGUAAAAAAAAAGACAAAAGAAAAAAGGUACGUAUGUCAUUAAAAACAAUAGUAAAAGAAAAAGAUGGUU
Molecule: messenger RNA, 2856 nt
Organism: Chara braunii
Lineage: Eukaryota; Viridiplantae; Streptophyta; Charophyceae; Charales; Characeae
Source: the annotation of a GenBank genome assembly